AUGCUUACUACCUGGCUUGCAUCCGCCAGUUGGUUCAACACAGUCACGAACUACCCGCCCGUCAUCUCAUUCGCCAUCAACCACAAUGCUAUGGGCAGCCUCAAAGACACGACCACGAACCUGAAGAAUGGCCAAAGAUUCGCCGUGAACAUCAUCAGCAAGGCAUUCAUUGAGAAUGCAAAUGCAACUGCUAUAGAUGCUCCUCCCAACUUCGACGAGUGGGCUCUCAGUGGUCUGACAAAGGAGAAAUGCAUACACGUGCAAAUAAGAGCCUCACGUGUCAAGGAAAGCGCUUUUAGCAUGGAAUGUGAGCUCUACAAAUCGAUAGAUAUUACCUACCCAGUCACAGGCGAGCACAGCAGCAUGCUCAUCCUCGUGCACAUCAAGUAA
This is a messenger RNA of Suillus plorans, 390 nucleotides long. RefSeq lists its product as uncharacterized. Lineage: Eukaryota; Fungi; Basidiomycota; Agaricomycetes; Boletales; Suillaceae. Gene Ontology annotation, molecular function: FMN binding. The record is from RefSeq and is a predicted model, not a curated record. The transcript has 4 exons. Bases 1 to 390 code for a protein of 129 amino acids.